Molecule: messenger RNA, 2295 nt
Organism: Manihot esculenta (cassava)
Lineage: Eukaryota; Viridiplantae; Streptophyta; Magnoliopsida; Malpighiales; Euphorbiaceae
Product: probable nucleolar protein 5-2
Exons: 9
Coding region: 342-2081 (579 amino acids)
Cellular component (GO): small-subunit processome; box C/D methylation guide snoRNP complex
Molecular function (GO): snoRNA binding
Source: RefSeq, a predicted model, not a curated record
GCGCACCGGGACUUUGAACUCUGAAGUCCCUUUCUUAAACCCUAGGAGUGAGGGAAAAAAAAAAAAAAAAAAAAAAAACCUAGGAGAUCUCCUCCUAAUUCUCGUUCCUUCUCUCUGUGUCACUCGCGCAGCGUGAAAGGGCAUGAAUUUGUAUAUCUUUAUCAUUUGUUAUCUUUCAUGCGUGAUCUCUGCUUCAGUGGUCUCACAAGAAUAGCUGAUAAAAGAGUUUUUCUGUGGGAGCUUGUUAAUGGCGGAAUGCGAGAUGGUUUUGGUCUAAACCAUGCAUGGUUGUUAAAAUUGGGAAACUUUGAUAUUGCAGGUCAGUUUUGAGCCGCUGAGGUAUGCUUGUGUUGUUUGAGACGCCAGCGGGCUUUGCCCUCUUCAAAGUUUUGGAUGAAGGGAAGCUAGCUAAAGUUCAGGACGUAUGGAAAGAGUUCUCCACUGCAGACUCAGCAAGAAAGGUUGUCAAGUUGAAAGCUUUUUCCAAGUUUGAGAAUACAUCAGAGGCUCUAGAAGCUGCAACAAAGAUAAUUGAAGGCACAGCUAGCAAAGGUCUCCGCAAGUUUUUGCAGGCUCACUGUGAGGGUGAAACUUUAGCUGUGGCUGACUCAAAGCUUGGAAAUGCUAUCAAGGAAAAACUGAAAAUAGAAUGUGUUCACAGCAGCGCUGUCAUGGAAUUGAUGAGGGGUGUUAGGAGUCAGUUGACUGAACUCAUAGCCGGUCUAGGCACUCAAGAUUUGGCACCAAUGAGCUUGGGUUUAUCUCAUAGUCUGUCUAGGUACAAACUGAAGUUCAGUCCCGAUAAGGUUGAUACAAUGGUCAUUCAAGCUAUUGGUUUGCUUGAUGAUCUUGAUAAGGAGCUUAACACAUAUGCAAUGAGAGUUAGAGAAUGGUAUGGUUGGCAUUUUCCUGAACUUGCUAAGAUUGUACAAGACAACAUCCUAUAUGCCAAAGUGGUGAAACUGAUGGGCAGUCGUGACAAUGCUGCAAAGUUUGAUUUCUCUGAGAUACUACCAGAAGAAGUUGAGACAGAGCUGAAGGAUGCAUCUUUAAUAUCCAUGGGAACUGAAGUCAGUGAAGUCGAUUUGAUGAAUAUUAGAGAACUCUGUGAUCAGGUUUUAUCUCUAGCUGAAUAUAGAACUCAGCUGUAUGAUUAUUUAAAAAGCAGGAUGAACACCAUUGCACCAAAUUUGACUGCCCUUGUUGGGGAACUUGUUGGAGCUCGUCUCAUUGCUCAUGGGGGUAGCUUAUUGAAUCUCGCAAAGCAGCCUGGGAGUACAGUUCAAAUUCUUGGGGCAGAAAAGGCUCUUUUCAGAGCUUUAAAGACAAAGCAUUCAACUCCCAAAUACGGGUUAAUUUUCCAUGCAUCCUUGGUUGGUCAGGCAGCUCCCAAGUUGAAGGGGAAAAUUUCCAGAUCGUUAGCUGCAAAAGCAGCACUGGCAAUUCGAUAUGAUGCUCUUGGAGAUGGCCAAGAUAACUCUCUUGGACUGGAAAACCGUGCCAAGCUUGAAGCACGGUUAAGGAAUCUUGAAGGGCGAGAAUUGACUCGUUCUGCUGGAUCUGCUAAAGGCAAACCUAAAAUAGAAGCCUAUGACAAGGAUAGAAAGAAGGGAGCUGGAGGAUUGAUCACUCCUGCCAAGGCUUAUAAUCCUUCUGCGGAUGCUCUUCUUGGGCGAACACCAGACUCCACUUCUGGGAAUGGGGAAGAAAUCGUCCCAAAGAAGAGGAAGAGUGAGACAGAACCAUCUCAUACUGGAGGAGUGGCAGAAGAAGCUCCUGUUACUGGUGAGCAAAAGAAAGAGAAGAAGAAAAAGAAAAAAGCAGAUGAAGGGGAAACAGCUGUGCAAAAUGAUGGAACUAGCACUGCUGAGCAGGAAGGUGAAGGAAAAGCAAAGAAAGAAAAGAAGAAAAAGAAGCAUCAAGCUGAAACUGAAAGCAACGAUGUGCAAAAUGAGAGUGAAAAUGUUGAUGCAGGAGAAAAAAAGAAAAAGAAGCGAAAGCAUGCUGAACAAGAUGAAGAACCUGACAUGCCAAUCAAGAGAAAAGAGAAAAAGAAGAGAAAAAAUGACCAAGGAAAGUAGAGGUUCCACUGUUACAGGCUAUCCAGCGAUUUUUGCAGAAGAAAUUACGCAGCAACUCCAUACUUUGCUGUAUAAAAUUUUUUUAAUCAUUUUUUGUUUGUUAGCUUUAUUUCCAUUGUAUUUUCCGAUUGCCUAUGGAGGUGUGUAAGAAUGUACUUCCUGAGAGAGAGGCAAGCUGUCCUCAUAAUUGAUUAGUGAUUUCUGUUAUAAGACA